GGUUCCCUAUGAUUCUCUUUCUAGGGUCCGUAUUGCCUCUGCUAUUUAACCACAGCAGUCAAGAAUCCGCCUCCCCCACACAGCUCCCGCCGUCACCUCAGGAUCCGAAAUAGUACUUUUUCUUCACCAAAUCCACCGUCAUUAUCAACUCUGCUAGAGUCGCCUCUAGGGUUUCUUCCUCUUCUCCGACUUCUCCGUCUUGUUUUUUUUUUAUCGUCGCCGUCGCAUCUUCUUUCGUCAUCGCUUUCUAUCUUCUUUGUUUCGAUUUUAAGUUUCUAAAUCGGAUCGAUCUUAGGAUUGACGGUUUUCGGAUUAGAUAAAUCUGCUUGAUCGUUGGUUUUUCCCUUUGCAAUCGAUCGAUUGUUUCGCUUUAUGCUUUAAUCUGGAACUUUAGUCGUAGUUUUGUUUUUUUAUAAAAAAAAGAGAAGCGAAUCGAUUUGAGUUAAGAGCGUCUUUGAUCUGGGAUUUUGAGAUGAAGCGGACGAGGAAAUCGAAGGGUGUUUCGUGGGCUAACGGAGUUAACCUUUGUCAGGUGAAGCUGUUCUCAUCAGAGGACUGUCCUUCUAAAGUUGGCCAAUCUUCCAAUCAUCUUCAAGCUAAAACCUCCAGAAGGUUGCCUCCUUAUACUUAUGAAUCUAAUGGUUGUCCUCCUGGGUUCAAUGAUACUCGUUUGAAGAACCAAUUAGCAGAUGUGUCCUCCAUCCCUUUGAUUAAAUGGAAUUGCCCUCCCAAGUUUGCAAUGAGUUGCCACUGGCGUGUGGCAGCAGGAGAAGAAAGCAAAGAAUUGGAAUCUCAAAAUUUCAGGGAGAUGAGAUUACUCGAGGCGGUUUACCCUCGUGUUUCUGAUAUUCCUCCAGGUGCAACCGUAUCUACCGAGAUAAAAAAUGAACGAUACAAUGAUAGUGUCACUCCUCUUGUGCCUAUUAUUCCCAUUGAAGAAGAAGAAUGUGAAGUAAUGGAAGCAGAUUCAGCUGCUGUGGGUAACUCCGCUACGAAAUCGUUUCCGAUGAUGUCUUCAAACAUUCAGUUGGAACCUGCAAUCUCUAAAAGUUCCAUUGAAACAUCAGCAGCAGCAGCAUCAGGGGAAAUGCAUACUGAAAAGCUACCUGAUGUUGGUGUGGACGUAGCAGCUGCAGCCUCUGCUGCAUUAGCUGUUCUAAUGAAAAGCAUGGAGCAAGGAAGCAUGAUCGACACCAAUUUACUUAUUAAGAUCUUCAAUGACACAACAAUGAUUCAGAAUUUGACAAAUAUUCUUCCUCUAUAUGAAGCAGCCUAUGGAAGUCCACCCUCUGCUGCAAUUGCUGCACCAAUAUCUUUGUCAAAGCCAGUUACUGCAUCGAAUUCCUUGCCUGUACCAAAAUCCGAUAUGAUACAGAAGCUCCCGAAUCGAAGCUUACCCCACAGCUCAGUUGGAGUUCCUUCCUCAGUAACCACUCUUCCUCAGGUGAGUAACAUUGUAGCGUCUGGUGUAAAGCCAGCCUCAGUGCCAGUCCGUGGCUGGACCGAACCCCAAACAGUAAAAACUACCAUACCGAAUGCUAGGAACUACUCUAACACAGGUGCAGCUCCUGGCCAAGUGAACAUGGAACCAGUAAGUUUGGUGAGAACAGAAGGGCAGCAAUUGAAGGAUCUUAAUUACUAUAAGAACCUAGUAAGACAACAUGGAGAGCAGAAGAAGGAUGGAAAGGAACAGAAUUUUGAACUAAAUGGUAAUAAUCACAACCAACAAUAUCCAAACAUGGUUCAUGAGAUGAAAGCAGGGAAUUUGAAAGGCAAGAAUAAGAAAAACUGCAUUUACUUCAAUACCCCAAAAGGUUGUCGAAAUGGCAAUGAUUGCCAAUUCAAACAUGACAUGUCAAAUCCCUGGCGCAUUAAUAACGUAUUGGAGACUCAAAGCAGUAAGAGAAUGAAAUUGUGGGGAUGAACUUACAGGGAAAUCUUGUGUUAAAAAUGAGGGAAAUGGAUUUGAAUUUCAAUGAAAAAUAUUACUCGGGUUGCCUUAAAUGAUCUGUUUUAACCAUGAUGGUAGAUUGUUUC
Molecule: messenger RNA, 2037 nt
Organism: Cucurbita maxima (winter squash)
Lineage: Eukaryota; Viridiplantae; Streptophyta; Magnoliopsida; Cucurbitales; Cucurbitaceae
Product: zinc finger CCCH domain-containing protein 6-like
Exons: 4
Coding region: 473-1924 (483 amino acids)
Molecular function (GO): metal ion binding
Source: RefSeq, a predicted model, not a curated record